This is a messenger RNA of Populus nigra (black poplar), 3194 nucleotides long. Its product is annotated as pumilio homolog 12-like. Gene Ontology annotation, biological process: post-transcriptional regulation of gene expression. Bases 354 to 2645 code for a protein of 763 amino acids. Gene Ontology annotation, molecular function: mRNA binding. The transcript is spliced from 7 exons. The record is from RefSeq and is a predicted model, not a curated record. Gene Ontology annotation, cellular component: cytoplasm. Lineage: Eukaryota; Viridiplantae; Streptophyta; Magnoliopsida; Malpighiales; Salicaceae.
UUUUUGUUGUGAUUCUAUUCUAAACUUAUUAAUCUUGGCAAUGCCAUGACCAUUCUAUCUCUCACACUUAAUUGCAAAAACUCUCCUCCUUCUGCACGCCGCCUCUCCCUUACCUUACCUACAAAGACUUGCACUCUCUUUGUAUUCUUUCUACACAAUUCUCACUAAUUAACCAAAAAGAACCGAUCAUCUCUUAUAAAGUUUGUUGCUUUGUCCCCCUCCAAUGCCUUCUUCUUCGCUUACUAUCAUCGUCUGUCACUGAAAUUCACUGCAGUGAAGAGCUUGUUUGUGAAUCUACAUUGUCUCAUAGACAUUGCUAGAAAGGAGUUUUUUAGCACAUUGCAAUUUAUAGAAUGGAAGAUCAAAGAACUGAACUAGAGUUUGAUGAAUUUGAGAAGCUUCUUGGAGAGAUACCGAAUGCUACUUCUGGAAAUCAGCAUUCUGCUGAUGCUGGACCUAAAAGUGCACCUCUAAAUGGUAGCUGGGCACCCAUUUCUGUGAAUUCCUUCAAGGGGCCUUUUAUUGAGAAACUUGAAAGCAAUGGGAGUUUGGAUGACAGACAAAUUUUAGCAAAUAAAACUCAACAAUCUCCUACCACGAAUGCUCAGUCAGAGGAAGCAAAUUUGCCAGAUGACCAAUCCCUAACGUUAGCAUUUGCAGAAUUGAGUUUUAAUAGUGGGAGUCCUUUGGCAAAUUAUAAAUCCUUACCCAACCCUUCUGUAUAUACAAACACCAUGAAUAGUUCACUCUCCAAUACAGAUUCAUCAACGAUGGCUGCCCCUCCGUACCAAUCACCAAAUAAUUUACCUUCUGGUUUUGACAAGUUUAAUGCUGUGAAAGUUUGCCAUGAACAGCCAAAUUUCAUAAAAUUUGAUGCCCGAGAACAGAAGAAGGUGCCAACUGAUUUUUGUCAGCCUCAUCCAAUCAAAAAAUUCUCCACAGCUUUGCCACCAACUCAUGGCAUGCAAGGUUUUCAAUUGCUUUCCAAUGUGGGUGUCCAAGGCAUGGAUUUUCCUUUAAUGUCUGAUCAUCAACAAUACUUCACUGAUGUUCAGUCAUCACUUCCUUACAUGCAUUCACAACAGCUAAACCGGUCUCACAUCAACUGGAGGAAUAUUGAAGAAGAACAAUGCUACAGGAUGCAUCAGCAAUGCUUAUAUCUGCAGCAACUCCGGAAUCAAAGGUUGGAAGCUCAGAAUCCUACUUCAGCAAAUGGAAAUGUUGAAACCAAGCUGAUGAGUCGGAAUGUGAGGCAACCUUAUUUGGAGGUUCCAUUCUCCCACCAACUUCAACAAUCUAAUCAAGAAACAUUUUGGAGUAACUAUGCUGUCACAAGGGGUUUGAACCAAUCACAGAAUGGUAUACGCGUUUUAGACAAAGUAGGAAAACAGAGUUUUCCUGAAAAGAUUCUGACAAGGUCACAAGGACUGAACACACUGAAAGCUUUGAAGUUUGGCUCCGUUGGGGGCAAUGAAUCACUUGCCCAUCUCAACCAUAAUGGGAAACUUCUAUCAAAUGCUCACCUUUUCCAUAGCUUAUCUACUCCUACUGCUGGGUGCUUUCAGUUAGAUCCUUUGAGCUCAUGGAAUUUGUCCCCUGAUUUUACAGUCCUAAAGAGUACUAAUCUGAGGGCUCAGCCUCCGAAGUAUAACUCAGUAGAUGAAGUGACUGGUAGAAUAUAUCUUAUGGCAAAGGAUCAGCAUGGCUGUCGCUUCUUGCAAAGAACAUUUUCUGAGGGGACCCCACAAGAUGUCGAAAAGAUUUUUCUUGAGAUUAUUGAUCACAUCGUCGAGCUAAUGACAGACCCUUUUGGGAAUUACCUUGUUCAGAAGUUGCUUGAAGUAUGCAAUGAGGAUCAGAGAAUGCAAAUACUACGUACUAUCACUAGGAAAGCUGGGGAGCUUGUUCGGAUUUCAUGUGAUAUGCAUGGGUUUGCUCUCUGUCUCUAUAUGACUCGAGCUGUUCAAAAGGUAAUCGAAACCCUUAAGACUCCAGAGCAGUUUUCCAUGGUUGUCUCUGCAUUGAAGCCAUGUAUAGUGACUCUGAUAAAAAAUAUGAAUGGUAACCAUGUAGCCCAGCGCUGCUUGCAGUAUUUGAUGCCUGAAUACAGUGAGUUCCUUUUUGAAGCUACAACUGCUAAUUGUGUUGAACUUGCAACUGACCGUCAUGGCUGUUGUGUACUUCAAAAAUGCCUAAGCCAAUCUAAGGGAGAGCAAAGACGAUGUUUAGUCUCUGAGAUCACAUCAAAUGCUCUGAUCCUUUCGCAAGAUCCAUUCGGUAACUAUGUUGUGCAAUUUGUCUUUGAGCUUCGUCUUCCAUGGGCAGCAACUGAUAUUCUUGAUCAGUUGGAGGGUAGUUAUGGAGACUUGUCUGUUCAGAAAUAUAGCAGCAAUGUGGUCGAGAAAUGCCUAAAAUAUGCAGGUGAGGUGCGCCGCACUCGUAUCAUUCGAGAGCUGAUAAAUAAUUCUCGCUUGGAUCAAGUCAUGCAAGAUCCUUUUGGUAAUUAUGUUAUCCAGGCAGCUUUGCAACAAUCAAAGGGAGCUCUUCAUGCUGCUUUGGUGGAGGCUAUACGACCCCAUGUUCCUACUCUUCAAACUAGUCCUUAUGGGAAGAAAGUCCUAUCUAGUAAUAUUUUGAAAAAGUAAUCUGCAAACUUUAUGUCCAAUUGUGAAGUUCCUGUAAAUUUGGUUUCAAGAUUUCGAUGCUUUGACAUAAUGAGAAAACAGUCAAAGAUGCAUUCAUAGCUCAUCUGAACAGAUGAAAGGUGAAUUGUUUGAGGGUUUUUUUUUUAAUCAUUAUAAAAGAAAAUUUCACAUGACACGGGAUCCACGUGUUUGUAGAUCAAUUUUUUUUUUCCUUUUGCCUGGAAAUAAAAGAAAUGUGAAGGUGUAGAGUUCUUUGAGCUUAUGGGGGUUAACUGUAAUAUGGUUUUUUUGGACGGAAGCUCAAGAGUCGAUGCUUGGCGGAUGAUUGCAGGUUGGAAGAGAUUUGGAAGCUACCUGAUUUCCAUGCCUGACUUGCAUUUUUGUGGUGUACAUUUCGUGUCCAUAGAUUGCCAAGAUUAGGGCUUUGAUUUGUCAUAUAAAUAUAUAAGUUCCCAAGUUUGCCAUUCCCGUGUUUGUCUUUUUGACGAUGUAAUCUUGUUGAUUGUCUAGAUAUAUGUGAAGUAAUAAUGCCGUUCUUGCUGCUCAAAA